Molecule: messenger RNA, 3599 nt
Organism: Brienomyrus brachyistius
Lineage: Eukaryota; Metazoa; Chordata; Actinopteri; Osteoglossiformes; Mormyridae
Product: forkhead box protein O6-like
Exons: 3
Coding region: 842-2758 (638 amino acids)
Biological process (GO): regulation of transcription by RNA polymerase II
Cellular component (GO): nucleus
Molecular function (GO): RNA polymerase II cis-regulatory region sequence-specific DNA binding; DNA-binding transcription factor activity, RNA polymerase II-specific
Source: RefSeq, a predicted model, not a curated record
UCAAACUAUCGGGGAUAAGCUUUUAUACAACUCUCCAUAAUAGAACAUGAAGCAGUUAACGGUGCAUUUCGCUGUUCAGCGCCCCACCUUGACAACGAGACAUACAAAGAAAUGGAUCGCAUUCAUUAUUUUGCGCUAUUGACUGUGUGUUUAAUUUGUGGGUUGAUCGUUGGGCUAAUUUAGUGUAGUUUCUCGUUUUCCCCUUCUAUGCGACACCUGUUUUGGGGGUAGUGACUUAUACAAGCACCGUCAGAUUUCUUGAUAGCCUGAAAUAAUCGAUUACAACCCAUGAAAUCGAGAGAUUGGGAAAGUGGAAUAAAUCAUAACAAACAAAAAAAAAACGAAGGUGAAGUCCUUCAGCCGCCUGGCUAGACGACUGCAACUGGAAAGGGAGAGAGUAGUGGGGGCGCCGCCGAAGCUCUUAGGCGGAUCUCGUCUGCAAUUCUGCCGCUUUAUACAUUAUUCAUGCGACCUGAUUUUUUGGAGUGUAAUUGCCCUCGCAGCGGGAGGUAAUCGGUAUUGUGAGCGUGCUUGUGUGAGUGGGAGCGCGUCGCCGGUUACCGAUCUGCAGAAAGGGCACGAGACCUCCAGACGUAGGGAAUUAGAAACAGACCUCUUUGGGGAAAAUAGACGUCUAUUGAUUUUUUUCUCUUGUCGUUUGACAAAUCUACGUCAGCCAUCCCUACAAGUCCGAGAUCAGAACAGUCAUCUGUUGCUGCUACUGCCUUGAAUUGCCGGGAAAUAAGAUUCACAAGUAGUUCUUUAGGAGAGUCUCCGAUUAAUCCGGGCAUGGAUUCCAUAUCAUUUCCAGACUGAAACCUGUAACUGAAGACAAACGCUGAUGAUGGGAGAUGUCAGUUCAAUUGAUCUGGAUUUUGAACCUCACGGUCGACCUCGUUCGUGCACCUGGCCUCUGCCUUGUCCGGAAGAUUUUCCCGGAGAGGAUGAAAACCUAGGUUUCCCCUUGCCUACAAUAAAGGUGGAGCCCGACUGCGUUCCUGCUUGCAGAGGCGAGAGAAAUGGAGGUGCUCCGAUCGAAAUGAAACACCCAACCGGCGUCCUUGCUCCAUCCACCGGCUCUCUGUCGUACAUGAGUGGCGGAGCGCUGGAUGUAGCUGGUCAGCUGCGCAAAGCCAAGUCCUCGCGCAGGAACGCGUGGGGAAACCAGUCGUACGCGGACCUCAUCACGCGCGCCAUUGAGAGCAGCGCGGACCGAAGGCUGACGCUGUCACAGAUCUAUGACUGGAUGGUCCGCUACGUCCCUUAUUUCAAGGAUAAGGGCGAUAGCAACAGCUCAGCUGGUUGGAAGAACUCCAUCCGCCACAACCUGUCGCUGCACACCCGCUUCAUUCGGGUGCAGAACGAGGGCACGGGCAAGAGCUCCUGGUGGAUGCUGAACCCGGAAGGCGGCAGGGCAGGCAAGGCGCCCCGGCGGCGGGCCGGGUCUGUGGACGGCGAGGCCCGCUACCUGAAGUGUAAGGGGCGGAUUCCUCGCAGGAGGAUGGUAGGAGGGGCAGGGCCUUGCCCACAGGGCUCCCCGGAGCAUGGCAGCCCGGCGGGGGCAGUGGCUGCUGGGGGAGGUACCAUGGGAGGUGCUGUGGGUGGAGCUGCAGGAGGCAGUUCCAUGGGAUUCGACACAUGGUCGGGAUUCCCCUCCCGCACGAGCUGCUCCGCACCGCCGCCUGUGAAGACUGAGCCGGAACCACGGGAGCCCGAGGAGGAAAGUCCGGCCUGCUCGGCCUCGCCCCAGGUGUACUGCAGCCCGCAUGGGGCCCACUCCCCCGCUCUGGAGGUGCCUGGACAGCUGGCGGCCCUCGCGGGAGCGGUGGCGCUGGAGGAGCCGUACAAGCAGCCCCAGCGGCUCAAGCCUGUUAGCUUCCCAUUCCCAGGCCAGGACUCCUACUGCACACCCGUGUACAGACAGUCAACCCCACGGCGCCACUCGCCGAUGCAGACCAUCCAGGAGGACCGGCCUGCCGGCUUCCAUGGUGCCCCCUAUGCCAACUCCAGUGCAUUGCAGGAGCUACUUGCCGGCGGUCCUCGGUACUGCGGCGAGGAUGUGGAUGGUGACACACGGCCGCUGAUGGGCACCACUGCAGGCGAGCUGGUUCCCCACAUCCAGAGCGUAGAUGUCAGCCACCGUCAGAGACAGCACGGUGGGCACAGACAGCCUCCCGUCCCCCGUGGGCACGGCCACGCCCACGGCCAGCCCACCCGGAGCCACAGCCUGGUGCACGCUCAGCCCCGACCACAGCAGCUGGCUGCCCAGUUCAGCAGCAGCCACCUUCCCUCCUACAGUCUGAAGGCCCCGAGCUUGUACAGCCCCCCAGGCCAUGCCUGUGUGCAUGCGGCGGCCCCUGCCAGCCUGCCCCCAAACCCCGCCAGCAUGCUGGGGGUGCUGCAGGACUCCUGCCGUUUGGCCACUGCCCCGCACCCUCGCCAGCCGCCCUGUCCCGGAGGCUACCUGCAAGGCGGCCUCGACACUGGCUGUGGGCCUCUCCUGCAUGGCCAGGGCAUCGGUUAUGUCGCACGCCCGGAGCCACAGCAUGAGGGCGCUGUGCUGCACGGCAACCUGGACUGCAGCAUGGAGUCUGCCUUCCGCAGUGACUUUUCAGACUUCGAGGAGGUGGAUUUCAACUUUGACUGCUCAGUCUCCCAGGGGAUGGGACCUGGAAGCGGUGUGGGCGUGGGUUUAGGGGUAUGGGGGUUCAGCUACCCUCAGCAAGCCCACGGAAGCCAGGGCUGGGUGCCGAGCUGAGGAAGGGGCAGUGUGCUGUGUGUGUUUGUGUGUUUGACCUGGCAAGCUAUCCACGGUACUCUCAGUGUCUCCGGUGCCUUUGUGAGUCCGAGUCUCCUGCUGCUUUGCUGGUGUCUGUGCCCCGCCCUCUCCCAUGAGAGCGAUACUGUGGGGAAAUCCUCACUGAGCUGCACCGUCUAACACGUACACUGUAUAGUUGGUAGGACAAGCAUCUCAUCUACUCCAUUUCCUUACGCAUAUUUAUUUUAGGAAACCCCAAAAUCAGCCUGCAUAGCUCACUUGAUAUCUGUAGCGUUAUCUACAUGAAUACUAAACAGUGACUUAUAUUUGAAUACAUGACACACAAAAGAAUUUUAAGUAUUUUAUAUAAACCUUCCUCUUACGGUGGAAAAUGUACGAAUCAGUGGAAGUUUUUACAGAUCCUCUGAAGAGUGGAUUUUACAGCAAAUUCUAAGAAGCAUGUCUAAAAUCAUGCACCACUUGCAAUAAAAAAUGCUCUCAUAUGCAGCAAAUUUAAAUACAUGGUCAAAUCGGUUGCGUAGCAUGUCCUUCUCGUCGGCUGUGUGGCAGCCUUGCUAAUGACUAUCGGCUCUGACGGGCCCUCCCAGAACUGCCGCCCGGGAUCCGCAACCUGAGCUCUGUUUCCCAUCUCAAUGUCCACAUCCCUCAAUUGAAAUUCAGCACCUCACUUUUAAUAAACACUCUUGCCUUGCUGCUGCAUUACAAUUGCAAAUUCAGAGGGGCAUUUUUUUUACCUCAGCUUUACACCUACUGAAUAGGUUGAGUGAAAGUAUGAAUCAAUUGUCCUGCGGUGUUUUGUGUAGGUGUGUGUGUGUGUGUG